CCUCAUAUGAAUGAUAAAUAUCUAAACUUUGACCUAAUCCGUCUCCUGUGGCUACCCAUCGAACCUUGCCAUCACCCGCUUCGUGCGCCUCUCCGAAUCGGCUCAUCUAUCUCUCCAUCGUCGGUUCGUAACCCUUUUUGGCCGAUUCUCUCAUCUGCAGCUCUUCAAUUCCUCACAUAUCUACCUGAUGUUCUUUGGAAAUUCAUAUGCAAUAUUCGAUUUUGUGAAAAGGGUCAGAAUUAUUUGACCUAAUUGUGAAAAGGGAAAAUGUCUCUGUUACAGAAAAGCGAUUUGAUCCAUAUUCGCGAGGUUUGGGAUUAUAACCUAGAGGAAGAAUUUGCUCUGAUUCGUGAACUAGUUGAUGAUUAUCCAAUCAUAGCAAUGGAUACAGAGUUCCCUGGUAUUGUACUUCGUCCAGUUGGUAAUUUCAAAAACAGUAACGAUUAUCAUUACCAGACAUUGAAAGACAAUGUAGAUUUGUUAAAAUUGAUUCAAUUAGGUUUAACAUUCUCUGACGAGCAAGGUAAUUUACCCACCUGUGGCACGGGUAAGAGCUGUGUAUGGCAGUUCAAUUUCCGCGAAUUCAAUGUACAUGAAGAUGUCUACGCCAACGAUUCAAUUGAGCUGUUGAAACACAGCGGAAUCGACUUCACCAAGAACAACGAGAACGGAAUAAACUCUAACAGAUUCGCGGAGCUCUUGAUGUCAUCUGGGGUUGUAUUGAAUGAUAAUGUGUAUUGGGUAACAUUCCAUAGUGGAUACGAUUUUGGAUAUUUGCUUAAGGUUUUGACUUGUCAAAAUCUACCCGAAACUCAAGCUGGUUUCUUUGAAUUGAUAAACAUGUAUUUUCCAGUUCUGUAUGAUAUUAAGCACUUGAUGAAGUUCUGUAAUAGUCUUCAUGGUGGAUUGAACAAGCUGGCUGAGCUAUUGGAGGUAGAACGAGUUGGAAUUUGUCACCAAGCUGGUUCGGAUAGUUUGCUCACGGCUACUACCUUUAGGAAGUUGAAAGAGAACUUCUUUAGCGGUUCGCUUGAUAUGUAUGCGGGUGUUUUGUAUGGUUUAGGGGUCGAGAAUUGAGUGAAAAGAAAGAUUAGUUUAUAUGAGAUAUUGUUGAGUAUAUUUUUUUUUUUACAGUUUACAGUUAAGAUUGCAUACUUUUGGCAACAUUGUCUCUUCUAAAUCUUUUAUAAUAUCAUCAUUCAAAAUC
Molecule: messenger RNA, 1207 nt
Organism: Impatiens glandulifera
Lineage: Eukaryota; Viridiplantae; Streptophyta; Magnoliopsida; Ericales; Balsaminaceae
Product: probable CCR4-associated factor 1 homolog 7
Exons: 2
Coding region: 268-1077 (269 amino acids)
Cellular component (GO): CCR4-NOT core complex; P-body; CCR4-NOT complex
Molecular function (GO): poly(A)-specific ribonuclease activity; nucleic acid binding
Source: RefSeq, a predicted model, not a curated record